Molecule: messenger RNA, 2413 nt
Organism: Macadamia integrifolia
Lineage: Eukaryota; Viridiplantae; Streptophyta; Magnoliopsida; Proteales; Proteaceae
Exons: 2
Coding region: 191-2245 (684 amino acids)
Source: RefSeq, a predicted model, not a curated record
AUAUAUAUAUAUAUAUAUUCAAAUAUUUUUUUUUUCAUUUUUUUUUAGUAUAAGAUAACAACCCAAGAGUUUUGUUGGGGGUGUCAGAUGUGGAGAGAAGAGUUCUGUAUCUGUAGGAUUACAAUCAGGAACCUCAUCAACACUCCUGCAUAAAAAGAAAUCAAGCAACUGAUCCAGAAGGGGACAGAGAAUGGUGCAGCAUACAUCCCUCCAUCAGUCCUCUACACCAUUAUCUGUUACAACAGCAGCUGCUUCACUUGUAUGUUUCCUCGCUAUAGCAAUCGAUACCAUAAGAGGUUUUCGGCAAAAGAAGCUAUGGUUCCCCUGCAAAUAUUUCUCUCUCAAUGGUGCUACCAUAGCUGUUCUUGGUAUGGCUACCAUUCCUUCAGUAUUCCAAAGGAGCCCUAUGCCUAGUCAUGGAGAGCAGCUUGAAAAACUCACAAGCAGCAUACUUUUAUGUGUCUCAAUGGGUUUCUUCAUGCCGUCGUUGGGGGCCAUGAGCAGAGGUGAUCUCAUCUUCAAUCUGGUCGCGGUAACUGUCCUAGCAAUCACAAUGGUUGGGAAUAUUUGCUUUCAAAUGGGAACAGGAAUGGUGGAAUACAGAUUUUUUGUACAACAAAUCAUCAUCAUAAUCUGCAUUGUAGCACUGCUAGCAGUCUUAUGGUUCUCUUUGCCUGAAACAGGCAUUGGGGAUGUUUGUGAUAUCAUGUAUUUAUGUGUUACAAAUGAACUUCAACCAUCCUCAUUUGAGGAAAUGAAGGAUAGUUUGAAAGAGACAUCAAAGGUGGCUCAUGUUGGUAACCUGCAAUACAUCAAGGGACGGUCCUCGAAUUCCAUUCUCGCGAGUGUUCUUUGUGGAAUCAGUGUCACAGUAUUACUAAAAGAGAUACUUGGAUCAAUUAUGGUUGGAAAUUCUAGCUUUUUUUGUAAUGGAGUUUCAACAUCGGUGGUAGUAAUUGCAGGUCAGAGUAUUUGUAUAAUAACAGCUGCUGUUGCUACUACUACUAGAUGGUUUGUUAUAGCUUGGCAUUUUGGUCCAGAGAGGUUUGUAACAUGGAGAGACAUAUUUCGGGUGGAGCAAUAUCAUCUCAUGUGGUGGAGGGAAUUGGAAAAUCAGCAAAUGCUACUAACAUCAUCAGGUAAUGGUUUCCAUCUGAAGAUCCUUAGAGGAUUGGAAAGAAUUAUUUUGGAUAUGCUGGUUAUAGCACAAAUAGAUAUUAUCAUCAUAGGGAAAUUCAUGUGCUAUUUAUCAAUGUGGUUCACUUUGAUGUUGAAGAAGCUCUUAGAUUGUCUUGACUACAAGUUGGAUGAUGGGAAUAAUCUGAACGACGAAAAUACUCGUUGGUUUGAUAGUAUCACGUCCUUCCUCGGCGAAAGGGACUUGAAUUCAUGGAUGUUGAGCAAUUGGGAGAGGGGCAUGACAAGGUGGGAGAGAAGGUAUGGAACAAACACUCCAAAUCAUCUUAUUCAACUGCUGUCUAAAUGGCCUCCUCGUAUGAUGCACCACUUCCACAAUCUUAGCUCCCCACAUUUGGUUUUGGUAAUGAGAGUUGCCCUGCUCCUGUCCUCUUCUAAUGAAGAACAAAAUCAGUUUUUGGUCGAUGCAUUCAACCAAGGACUCGAACUUGUACUUUUUGCAGAGGAGAAUUCAAGUGUUCAAUCCAUUAUAUUCAAUAGGAUGAUAUCUCCCAUUUUAUGGAGAAAUAGAAAUGAUCCAGAUAAUUGGUUAAACAAGAAAUUUGAAUGCUCAGGUACAGGGUUAGGUUCUAUCAAUGUAAUGGAACUUGGAAUACUUCUUCAGAUGUUUAGGGAGUACCAAGAACGAGGUCUCAAUGAAUUCGAUAUUCUGAACCAUUUAUCAGAGGGAAUGGAGAUGAUGUUACUGGUUGAUCUUGUCACAAUUGCCAUUUUCACUGGUGGGUUCGAAGAUGAUGAAAAUGAUGACCCUAAUGCUGCAGAUUUUUUUGAAGAAACCGCAUGUCAAAUUUUGCGUUCGCUCUUGGUGGAAUUGCCUCAUGCUAUACACAAUGAGUACAGUCGAUAUCCCUUUGAUCAGAAGUUUACUACUGAAGAAAGAAUCAAGAGAGCAAUGUAUUUUCUAUACAUGUCUGAGAACCUGCAGGACCACGUUGAGUUCGAUUGGAAUGAGAGUGAUGAUGAAUUUAUUUCAUCCAACUCCUAUAGUCCUAUUUCAACAACUUCCUCUACGUCUAGUGAGGAAUGGUCAUUUAACUCCAUCAGUUAGUGAAUGGACAUGGCUUCAUUCCUGAACUUGUAUGUAAUUUAUAUAUAAAGCUAGCUAAAAACUUGUUUUUUUUCUUUCUCUUAAGAUUGAUUCAUUUGAUGUUGAUGUUUAAUUCCUAGCCUUCCCCAACUUGUACUAUUUGGCACAUUACUAUCCUUUUUAAAGUAA